This is a messenger RNA of Trichosurus vulpecula (common brushtail), 4347 nucleotides long. RefSeq names its product zinc finger protein 260-like. Gene Ontology annotation, biological process: regulation of DNA-templated transcription. The record is from RefSeq and is a predicted model, not a curated record. NCBI's taxonomy places the organism in Eukaryota, Metazoa, Chordata, Mammalia, Diprotodontia, Phalangeridae. Bases 171 to 2378 code for a protein of 735 amino acids. The transcript has 5 exons.
CGGAAGCUGGAAGCCUUGCCACUGAGAUCUCUCCGCCUUCUGGAAGACAGCUCUGUGGGUGCCCGUCCCAGGUGGGUCGGAGCCGGGGCUCCACGCAGGUCCUGCCUUCUACUGGCUGCCAGUGCCAUUGGGUCUCAUCUCCGACCUCAGGGAGCCUGGAUUCUGAGGGAAUGGCCCCUGGGAGCAGCGGAGUCCCAGCCCAGGGGUUGGUGACAUUCAAGGAUGUGGCUGUGGACUUCACCCAGGAGGAGUGGGGCCUCUUGGACCAUCCUCAGAAGGAGUUGUGCAGGGAAGUCAUGCUGGAAAAUGCCCAGAAUCUGCUGUCCCUGGGGCUUCCAGUUCCCAGAGAUGUGAUCUCCUAUUUUGAGCAAAGGGAAGCACCAUGGAUGCUGGAGCAAGAAGGCCUGAGGAGCCUCUGUCCAGAAGGACAGAUCAGAUUUGAAGUGAAGAAGACUCCUGCAGAGCUAAGCCUUUCUGUGGAAGAAACUCAGGAGCUAGGAUUCAUGGGUGAUGGUCACUGUGACUUCACUUGGAGAGAAAUCUGCGCUCUUCGUCAGAAAAUCCACACUAGUGAGAAAUCUUAUGAAUGUAAUCAAUGUGGAAAGACUUUUACACAGAGGGCCUAUCUUAGAGAACAUCAAGAAAUCCACAAUGGAGAAAAACCUUAUGGAUUCAAUCAGUAUGGAAGGGAUUUUACACAAUGGAGUCAUCUUUCUGAACAUCAGAGAAUUCUCACUGGGGAGAAACCUUAUGAAUGUAAUCAAUGUGGAAAGACAUUCAGUAUCAAGUCCAGUCUUGUUAAUCACCAGAGAAUCCACACUGGAGAAAAACCUUAUGAAUGUAAUCAAUGUGCAAAGGCUUUUAGAGCCAGUUCCACUCUUGCCAAACAUAAGAGAAUCCACACUGGAGAAAAACCUUAUGAAUGUAAUCAGUGUGGUAAAGCUUUUACACGGAGGACUAACCUUAGAGUGCAUCAGAGAAGCCACACUGGAGAGAAACCUUAUGAAUGCAAUCAAUGUGGAAAGGCUUUUACAGAGAGGGGCAGACUUACCCUACAUCAGAAAAUCCAUACUGGAGAGAAACCUUAUGAAUGUAAUCAGUGUGGAAAGGCCUUCAGAGGCAGCUCCAAGCUUGCUAAACAUCAGAGAAUCCACACUGGAGAGAAACCUUAUGAAUGUAAUCAGUGUGGUAAAGCUUUUACACAGAGGCGCAGCCUAAGAGUACAUCAGAGAAGCCACACGGGAGAGAAACCUUAUGAAUGCAGUCAAUGUGGAAAGGCUUUUACAGAGAGGGGCAGGCUUACCCUACAUCAGAAAAUCCACACUGGAGAGAAACCAUAUGAAUGCAAUCAGUGUGGAAAGGAUUUUAGACGGAGGUGCAAUCUGAUCUUACAUCAGAGAAUCCACACUGGAGAGAAACCUUAUGAAUGCAAUCAGUGUGGAAAGGCUUUCAGAAACAGCUCCAGUCUUGUUGUACAUCAGAGAAUCCACACUGGAGAGAAACCUUAUGAAUGUAAUCAGUGUGGAAAGGCUUUCAGAGUCAGCUCCAUUCUUGCUCAGCAUCAGAGAAGCCACACUGGAGGGAAACCAUAUGAGUGCAAUCAGUGUGGAAAGGCUUUCAAAGGCAGCUGCAGUCUUGCUGAACAUCAGAGAAUCCACACUGGAGAGAAACCUUAUGAAUGUAAUUAUUGUGGAAAGGCUUUCAGAGUCAGCUCCAGUCUUGCUGAACAUCAGAGAAUCCACACUGGAGAGAAACCUUUUGCAUGUAAUCAGUGUGGAAAGGCUUUCAGAGGCAGCUCCAGUCUAGUGAAACAUAAGAGAAUCCACACUGGAGAGAAACCUUAUGAAUGUAAUCUGUGUGGAAAGGCUUUCAGAGAAAGGCCCCGUCUUGCUGAACAUCAGAGAAUCCACACUGGAGAGAAACCAUAUGAAUGCAAUCAGUGUGGAAGGGCUUUCAGUGGCAGCUCCACUCUAGUUAAACAUCAGAGAAUCCACACUGGAGAAAAACCUUAUAAAUGUAAUCAGUGUGGAAAAGCUUUCAGAUGUAGCUCUAGUCUUGCUGAACAUCAGAGAAUCCACACUGGAGAGAAACCUUAUGAAUGUAAUCAGUGUGGAAAGACUUUUAGAGAAAGGUCUGGUCUACUUAAACAUCAGAGAAUCCACACUGGAGAGAAACCUUACGAAUGUAAUCUAUGUGGAAAGGCUUUUAGAAAAAGGUCUGGUCUCCUUAAACAUCAGAGAAUCCACCCUGGAGAAAAUACAGUCCAUGUGCCAAAGCCUUCAGGCAAAAGUCAGCCCUCCUUUCACAUCACAGAAUUCAGAGAUGAUAUAGAUGUCAUUACUGACAUGAUUGAGGAGAGGCAUGUCAAUGGAGUAUAGAGCUUUGUAGAUAGCAGAAAAUUCUGCAUACGAGCCAUUUGUGCCCUCAGUGUGAAGAAGGCCUUCAUCCAGAAAUCAUCUCUCAUCAGAGGAUUCUGUUAAUAGGAUUUUUAUUGAGCCAGUUUCUAACCUGAGAAUGCUUAGAGCCACACAAAUCAGGCCUAGAAACAGGAGUGCCAGUAAUCGAGUUGUCUAAUUAAUCAGUGUCAGAGUGAGGAAUGUUCCCUCAGCUGAAGUAAAAGCAUAGGUUUUAUCCUUAAGUGACAACUGGGGAAGAAGGGAGGAAGGUGGAUCGCAACAAUUUUAGUGGUUUCCCACAAAAAAAGCCACACGUCCCACAACACAAGCCAGGUUCUACAAUCUUUGAUUAACUUCACUGAAGGGCCAGUGAUUGUGACUCUUGAUAGAGUUUGGAUUAAUCAAUAUAAGCUGCAUUGUGAGCUCUGAGUGCCACGUCAGAGAACCUGCUCUUGAAAAAUUAAAUUAUUAGUAUAUUCCUUACACAUCAUAUCAAUUAAUAUGAAAAUGAUAGAUUCCUUUCUCAGCAUAUAAUGGAAGGAAACCUUUUGAAUGUGCUCCAUGGGAACAAGCCUUUCUCUGGAACAUGGAGAUCACUGGUAAAGCUUAAAUUUUGUGCCUGAAUAUAACAGAAUGCUGAAAUAAGGGUAAAUAAAUCAUGCUACCCCACCAGGUUACAAAACCAAAAAAGCAGGAAAUAGGCUCAUAGACUGUAGGACUGACUGAAGGAAGACAUACGGGUGUUCUCAAAAACAAAAUGUCUCCAGAAUUAGGAAAUGAACUUGCAUCAGUAUUAUGUCAACAGGGUGAAAGUGGUUAGUGAGAGGAAGAAAUCAGAGGUGUUUGAUCAAGGGUAUAAAAGUGGGGUAAUUUGGGGAAAUUUUGUGGUCUCCCGUAGGUCACCUAUAUGUAUGCAUUUGCCUAUGUUCAGGCUACUGCAUAUGAUAAUCAAGAGAUUUCUCAUUCACUGAUUUUUGUGACCCAACAGUCAUGAUGAUGAGGGAGGGAUUGCCCUGAUGAAUUGAAGGCAGAGCAUAACCAUUGUGUGGAAAAAAACAGCUGCUCCUAGGCAGGUAAGUGGCCUUGCCAUUUGUAUCUCACCAGCCUGGCUGGGGAAUUGAAAGGAGCAAGCAACCACAUAAGAGGCUUCUGGGCUGAUGGUCACAUACGCUCUGGGCCUCUGGGCAGUCAAAGGGACCUCUUGGGACUCCUCUACAGGAGAUGGUUUGUGUCUUGGUAAAUCUAAAGAGACUGUUUCCUGUGGCUAGCCAAAGCAAAUGAGAUGAAAAUGAACACUUUUCUGCAGAACUUGCAAAGCCUUCAAACAGAUAGUCUUUCCUUCAGUUUUUCUAACUCUGGGCAAGUCAGUAGUCAGGUAAGAGACACAAGAGGGGAACUAUUUUUUUUUUCCUUUCCAGUCUGCACAAAUUUAUAAUGUCAUUAAAUAAAGUUUAAAUUUAUGACUUUAAGAAAGGAGGUGGAGCCAUGAUGACCCAGUCAGGGCAGAAACUCGCCUGAACUCUCCCAAAUCCUCAAAACAGUUUUAAAUGAUGCUUUGAAUCCAAUUCUGGAGGGGAGGAACCAACAAAACUCAUGGUGAAACAGUAUUUCAACCCAAGACAACUUAGGAGGCCACAGGAAAAGUGAUGGUAAUUGGGCCUGGAAACCUGUGAGGUGAAGGCCACUCCUUAGCAAUGCAACGGCAGCACCUUGGAGAGCUCUCCGCUCGCUGAGAGCAAAGAAGUCAGACAACUGGUCAGAAGGAGAUUAUAAAGAAUCUUUUGCUGGCAGUGGGCAUAGGACCAUCUUGUAUUGCACAUACACCGUUUCACAUCACAAUCUCAAGAGUGAAACGAGGAGGGAAGGAGCUCAAUUUUUCUUUUCAAAAUGGUUGAAAUACUGUUUUUGCAUGUAAUUAGAAAAAAAUAAAACAUGAAAUUUUUCACAGGAG